Molecule: messenger RNA, 2211 nt
Organism: Scheffersomyces amazonensis
Lineage: Eukaryota; Fungi; Ascomycota; Pichiomycetes; Serinales; Debaryomycetaceae
Gene: ABP1
Product: Abp1p
Exons: 1
Coding region: 242-2164 (640 amino acids)
Biological process (GO): regulation of actin filament polymerization
Cellular component (GO): cortical actin cytoskeleton; actin filament; site of polarized growth
Molecular function (GO): actin filament binding
Source: RefSeq, a predicted model, not a curated record
AUUCUUACUCACUAACACUAAUAAUGGCCACUAAUGUCCACUGCUCCUGCCCCUGCUCCUGCCCCAGCCACUGGCCUAUGCUCGCUCCGACAAAAGUGUGGGAUUGAAAUUUCGCUCUCUCGCUCUCUCGCUCACUCGCUCGCCCACUCAUCACUAACACGACACCGGUAGUUUAAAGCCUAUUCCACUACCAAUUGCAAUUGUCUCUUAUAUCAAUUGAAUUGUUUGUCACUACCUCACCAUGGAGAAAAUUGAUUUAUCCACGAACGCUAAAAAGAUUCAAGAUUCUUAUGAAAGAGUCGUUAGAGGUGAUACAGAUAUUAACUAUGUAGUAUAUACUGUAUCAAAGGAUUCAACUUUACAAGUUAGUGAUACUGGUAAUGGAUCAUUAAAUGAAUUUGUUGAACAUUUCUCAGAUGGUCAAGUUCAAUUUGGUUUAGCCAGAGUUACAGUUCCUGGUUCAGAUGUAUUUAAAAAUUUAUUACUUGGAUGGUGUCCUGAUAAUGCUCCUGCUAAAUCUCGUUUAUCAUUUGCUACUAAUUUUGCUGAUGUAUCAAAGAUUUUAAGUGGUUAUCAUGUUCAAAUUACUGCUAGAGAUCAAGAUGAUUUAGAUGUUGAUGAUUUUCUUCAUCGUGUUGGUGCUGCUGCAGGUGCCAGAUACUCUAUUCAAACUGCUGGAUCUACUACUACCACUACUACUCCAAAACCAAUUGUAGCUAAACCAACUAUUAAACCAGCUCCUAAACCAACUCCAGUCAGUUCUUUUGUACCUAAAUCUACUGGAAAACCAAUUGCUCCUGUCAAAUCCAAACCAGUGUUUCCACCUAAAAAGAUAGACACAAACGAUGGUUGGGGAGAUGAAAAGGAUGUUGAAGUCAGAGAUUUCGAUCAAAAACCUUUGGAAGAUGUACCUUCUGCUUAUAAACCUACCAAAGUUGAUAUUGGAGCUUUAAGACUGCAAAAAUCAGACACUAUUUCUUCAACUCCUAAACCAUUUAAACCAGUUGAAAAGGCUCCAGAACCAGAACCAAAAGCUGCACCAGAACCAGAAGCUGAACCAGAAGAACCAAAAUCAUUACAAGAUAGAUUACAAACUUAUAAGAGUAAUGAUUCAGAAAGAUUAACUUCCUUACCUAAACCAAAAGUAUCCCAUUCUGUUGCUUCUCGUUAUGCUCCUGCUGCUGCAUCUCCUAAAUUUGGUUCAGCUCCAAGUCAACCUGUUGUUCCUAGUAAAAUUAAUAAAGUAGUAGGAGGUAUUUCUAAAGAUUUUGGAGCUGAAGGUGGUAAGACUCCUGCUCAAAUUUGGGCUGAAAAGAGAGGUAAAUAUAAGACUGUACCUGCUGAUGAAGAACCACAAUCUGCUUCUUUAUCUCAAGAAUUUGAAGAUAAAGUCAAAAUAGAAGAACCUGAGGAACCUGAAGAACCUGCAAUCAUCAAACCAGCCUUUUCUGCACCUCCAAGAAGAGUUAUUCCACCUGUGGUCAAGCAAGAAGAGCCAGAAGAAGAUCCAGAAGAAGAAGAAGAACCAGCACCAGUUUUACCUUCUCGUAGUUUACCUCCACCUCCAGUAAGACAAGUUCAACCAGAACCAGAACCAGAAGAAGAGGAAGAGGAAGAGGCUGCACCUGUGUUACCAUCUCGUAGCUUACCUCCAGCUCCAGCUCCAGCAGCUGCUGUAGUAGAGCCAAAACAUGAACCAGUUAAAGAGUCUGUCACAGCAACUGCUGAAUAUGAUUACGUUAAGGAUGAUGAUAAUGAGAUCGGGUUUGAUGAUGGAGAUUUGAUUAUAGAUAUCGAGUUCACCGACGAAGAAUGGUGGACUGGUAAGCAUGCCAAAUCUGGUGAAGUAGGAUUAUUCCCAGCAGCUUAUGUUAAAUUGAAUGAAAAUGGAACUAAACAUGCUGAACCUGAACCAGUACCUGAACCUGUACCACAACCAAAAGCUGAGCCUGAACCAACUCCCAAAUCAGAACCAGUAGCUUCUAAACCAAGUGCUGUUGCAGAGUAUGACUACGAUAGAGAUGAAGAUAACGAGAUUGAAUUCAAAGAAGGAGAUUUGAUUGUUGAAAUCGAAUUUGUCGAUGAUGACUGGUGGUCCGGUAAACAUUCCAAUUCUGGAGAAGUCGGAUUAUUCCCUGCAAAUUAUGUCAAAUUAAAUGAGUAAAGUUAAAACAUUUUCUAAAAUAAGUCUAAAAUAAAAUAAGUCUAUUA